Nerophis lumbriciformis (worm pipefish) is the source of this 1353-nucleotide messenger RNA. Lineage: Eukaryota; Metazoa; Chordata; Actinopteri; Syngnathiformes; Syngnathidae. The record is from RefSeq and is a predicted model, not a curated record.
AUGUCUCUUCAAUGCACUCGACGGCGCCUCCUCUCUGUGCUCAAAGUUCACUGUUGCAGCCAUGCGACACUCAGCGGCACCCAGAAUCCGUGGGAGCAAACCGGAAGUGUUCCGGUGUUCCAGUACGUGGGUCAGCACAGAAAACCCAGCCAUAAAGUGUUUGUGUGGGGCUUCAGCUUCACGGGAGCACUGGGCAUUCCCAGCUUUGUGAUCCCUGACAGCGGCAGGAAGAAGCCUCGCAAAUACCAGCUCACACCUUACCGACUGGAGACGGCAGAGCAGAUCUCGUCCGCCGCCUGUGGGUACGGCUUCACCCUCCUCGCCUCAUCCACGAGAGAUGUGACCAAGUUGUGGGGUGCCGGCCUCAACAAGGACUCUCAGCUCGGGUUCCAACGCACGCAGCGUAGCCGACUUCACAGUUACGAUUACGUGCUGGAGCCAUCGCCCGUACUGCUGCCUCUACGAGAACCGCAGAAAACACGCGUGAUGCAGGUCUCGUGCGGACGGGCCCACGCACUCGUGCUAACUGACAGCGAAGGAGUGUUCAGCAUGGGCAACAAUGCUUACGGCCAGUGCGGACGACACAUUGUGGAAGAUGAAGUGUACAGCGGCAGCCACAUUGUUCAUAAAUUGGAGGGCCCAGAGGGCCGGGUGGUGCAGGUGGCGUGCGGACAGGACCACAGCCUCUUCCUGACGGAUUCCGGACAAGUCUACGCAUGCGGAUGGGGAGCGGACGGACAGACCGGUUUAGGGCACCAUGGCGUGUGCUCCACCCCGACGAGAGUGCUGGGGGAGUUGUCAGGUGUGAAGGUUCAGCAGGUCAGCACGUACGGCGACUGCAGCCUGGCAGUUUCUGAGGACGGGCAGCUGUAUGGGUGGGGGAACUCGGAAUACCGUCAGCUGGCCUCUGUCUCUGACACCACACAGGUGAACUCACCUCGUCGACUGCCCCUACCAGGCUGCGGUAAGGUGAUACAAGCCGCAUGCGGAGGAACGCAGGUGGCGGUUCUCAAUGAGCGUGGCGAGGUGUUUGUUUGGGGCUACGGAAUCCUGGGAAAGGGCCCUUCGCUUUCUGACUCCAGCGCGCCCGAGAUGAUCCCCCCGUCCCUGUUCGGGCAAUCAGAGUUUAACCCCUCCGUCGCCGUCACCAAGAUCCGUUGCGGCCUCGCUCAUUUUGCUGCUGUCACGGAUCGCGGCGAGCUCUUUGUUUGGGGGAAGAACAUCAGAGGUUGUUUGGGCAUCGGGAAGAGAGAUGACCAAUUUUUCCCGUGGCGGGUAACGGUUCCGGGUCAUGUGUCGGACGUAGCGUGCGGUGUGGACCACACAGUGGCGCUUGUCAAGUCCAUCCUAUGA